GUGGCAUGAGAGAACAGACUCGCCUGGCAAAUGCGUGAGAGCGGGAUAAGCAAGAGGAUGCGAGCGAAGAUGCCUUUUCGGGCGACUUAUCGUUAGUGAUUAGAGAGCUUACAAACGCCAGAUUUGUAAUGUGCGUACGGACGAUUAACGGACGAAUCCUCGCCAACACGUUAGAUGGCUACGUAGACCGCGACGAAGGUCCGAGAUGUCGAUAUUUGGGUAUAUAAGUCGAGAUAGAUGUCCAUCUCAUCGACGGCAAUGCCCUCAACACCUACCUCUCACCAAUUCAGACCCGUCACCCACGUCAACCGACCUAGCAGGGAAAAUCCACCUAUUUACUUGCCCAGGAUAGUCAAUUCCUCGUGUCAAGAUGCCCUCCUAUCUGAUUACCGGUGCAUCCAGGGGGAUCGGCUUCGAGUUCCUCCGCCAGCUGUCCGAGGACCCGUCUUCGAUCGUCAUCGGGCUGGUCCGCGAUAAGGCGUCGACCGUGAAGAAAGUAGCAUCCGAGCUCGGCGGACGCUCCAACAUCCACAUCCUCCAAGGUGACUUAAUCAACUACGCAUCCCUCAAGAAAGCAGCCGAAGACACAUCGAAGAUAACCGGCGGAAGCCUCGAUUAUCUCAUCGCCAACGGCGCCGUGGUCUCCUCGAAUCUCUCAACCCAUAGCACACUCUUUAAAUUGGGCGAUAAUCCCAAGGCUCUCGAGGACGACCUUCGCCUUUUCUACGAUACUAACGUUGUCGCCAACAUCCAUCUGUUCAACCUAUUCAUCCCGCUCAUCCGGCGCGGUUCCGUCAAGAAGGUCAUCGCUAUAUCGACGGGGAUGGCUGAUGUCGACCUCGUCACCAAGUUUGAUAUCGCUACCGCUGCCCCUUAUGCUUUGAGCAAGGUCGGGCUGAACCUCGUCGUCGCCAAAUAUAGCGCCGAGUUCCGGAGCGAGGGCAUCCUCUUCAUGAGCAUCUCGCCUGGGCUAGUGAACACAAGUCACAACGAUGUUACACAGAUGACGGACGAGCAGCGCCAGAGUUUCGGCGCGAUGGCGGCCAAGUUUGCGACCUACGCCCCGAACUUCAAGGGGGGGAUUACGACAGAGGAGUCAGUUAACCUCGUUCUGAAGGUUAUUAAUAAUGCCAGCGUCGAGCGUGGGGAUGGGGGAUCUUUCGUUUCCCAGUUUGGCAACAGGCAGUGGCUCUAGGGCUCGGCGCCGGUACUGAUGGGUGCCACACAACCGAGACGGGGUGUCAUGUAAGAAUCUGCCGUGAAAAAUAGCCCCGUAUUUCAAAUCACUCUCCACAAGCUACGAAAACGUGCCCUAAGACGUAAAGCGGGAGGUGAUCACAUACCUAUAACCACUGGAGAGGAGUUAAAACACAAAUAUUACCUGCGUAUUUGUCUAUAUGAUAUGUCUAAGUCCUCAUAUAGCGAUUAUAUGCAUAUAUCCUAGAU
Messenger RNA from Durotheca rogersii, 1446 nucleotides. RefSeq names its product NAD(P)-binding protein. Gene Ontology annotation, molecular function: oxidoreductase activity, acting on the CH-OH group of donors, NAD or NADP as acceptor. Bases 371 to 1195 code for a protein of 274 amino acids. Lineage: Eukaryota; Fungi; Ascomycota; Sordariomycetes; Xylariales; Xylariaceae. The transcript is spliced from 5 exons. The record is from RefSeq and is a predicted model, not a curated record.